Oncorhynchus kisutch (coho salmon) is the source of this 2697-nucleotide messenger RNA. RefSeq lists its product as uncharacterized. The record is from RefSeq and is a predicted model, not a curated record. The transcript is spliced from 4 exons. Lineage: Eukaryota; Metazoa; Chordata; Actinopteri; Salmoniformes; Salmonidae. Bases 1748 to 2362 code for a protein of 204 amino acids.
AUUGUUUGUAGCGUCUAACCACAUACAAAAUGGGAGGGGUAGCUACACGGGUGUCUAUCUAAUAACGUUACCAAGCUUUCUACCCAGAUCAAAAAUGUUUGUCAAUGGUGAGUCUUCAUUGAAAGUGCUGGUUACAAAACCUAAAUGUACAGUGAAGUCUGGGGAACUGGCCUUCGAGCUGAGAUCCUCAACGUGUGAAACAGAGCCACUGCAUUUCUUCCCAGUUUUGUUUUUGAAAAGGAGGAGACGAGCAUCCAGCAACGCAACCUGGUAUCAACGUUUCAUAUUAUUCUGUACUUAAUUCCGAAGCUUUCCAUUUAGUAUUUGUUACUUUUCAUAUGGUAUUUAUUAAUUUGUGGAUGUCCAUCAUCCAUUUUGUGUAUGUUACUAAUUACAAUUUGUGUGAUGUUAUAAAUUUGCUAAAUGUACAAUAUGUUAUGAAUUUGCAAAACGUUACGAAUUCCAAUUUGUUUUGGAUAAAGUUAGCUAGGUGGCUAACGCUAAUUUGAUCUAGCUGGCUAACGUUAGCUAGGAUAGGUGUUAGGGUUAAGAGUUAAGGUUAGGGGAGGGGUUAGCUAAGUAGUUGCAAAGUAGUAAGUCGUUGAAAAGUUGCUACACGCUACCUUUGUACUAGACGUUUCCAUUAUACACCCAUCCAUCCACCCUGACCAACCACCCUCCUUUCAUUUUUGCCUUAAAGUAACCUUCUGUCUUAUGUAACCAUACCAAACGUAACAGAUCAUACUUAUUUGAACAUCCAGGACGUACUUUUACUAUGUUACGUCUAGUCUGAGACCAGGCUGAGCAAAGUAAUACAACAGUAGUUACAUACACUGCUGUUCUAUCACGCAUGCAAUGAUGUCUGAGGGAAUAAAGCAUUGUUUGUUGUUUGAAGUGACAUCUUUGUUGUUGUAAUAUUCCAAACAGAUGUGGCAGUUUUACCAAAACGCAUUCCAACUUUAACAGAUCUACAUGUGCAACUGUUUCUCAUUCCCUCCAGAGUCCGACUGCCAGCAGCAGGCUGAAGCUACUAUCACUUUGGUGCAGGUUGCCCCUGAGCAGCAGCAGUCAUGUACUCAAGAGUGGGGCCUCCGUCUAAGACAGGAGGACCCAGAGCCCACAGUGUAAAGAGGAAGAGGAUACCCACUGGAUCAGUGAGGUUGAAGAACACAUUCAAAAGCUGGAGUCUGAUUCCAAAGAAUAUCCAGACCAAGUAUCCACUUCUGAAGAUUUCACAUUCCAAAUGGAGACAGAAGGGUCGGUAAAUGAAGCCAUCAAACUGAAAGUCAUCCUCAACGACAACAGAAUAGAGAAAGUGAUUCUGCCCUCUCAACCUGACUCACUGAAUGAGCUGAUAUCAACGCUCAAGGAGAAACUGCAUCUGAAGUUUGAUUUCAGUCUUCUUUAUGAAGACCCUGAUUUCAACAACGAGCUCCUCAACUUAGAGACCGUUGAAGACUUGCCUUCUCCUAGGGCUACGGGGAAGGUUUUGCGAAUAUGACGUGAUACAGACCUCGGUUUAACCGGAGUCUCAGCCACCGAGUUACAGGACGCCCAGCAGUUUUUGUCAUAGCCACUUUCUCGAUGGAAGUUGAGUUUGCUCUGAGAGAGAGCAAUUGUGCAUAUCUGAGACGUGAAACGGUGCUGAAAAUAACAAGGGAUCAAAAACACAACAUUCUUCAUAGGAUGGCUUGGACAAUCUUCAAUUCCAAAGCGUACCCAAGUGACAGAGAAACAGAGGCCGGAGAUGGUCCAUGAGAUGAUGAAAGAAAACCGAGACCUGCCACUCAUCAAUCAACACAUGCAGAAGACAUUUGCUCUCCGACACCAAGAAAUAGUUCAAUCCAGUCCUACGGUAGAGCAUCUCAGAACACGCUGGCCAGCACUCUUCCUCGAAGCCCAGGUACAUGCUGAGUUUCAGAGAAUCACCAAUCAGAGCCUGCAGCAGACGUUCUACUCUGCCUUGGACCACCACACGCCCCGCCUGCUGACCCUGUUCAGGGAGAAGGAGGGGAAGUCCACUGAGAGUGUACAACGAGCAGUGGGAGAACUCAGCAACCCUGGUAUUCUGGAUGGAGUUUCCAUUCUCUCAGUGGUGGGCCAGCACAAUGAGGUGGUGGGUGGUAUACCCAUCAGACCGGCCCAUGUAUCCAUUGUCCUUGAGGAUAAGAUCGUCAUGACUAACUCCCGCUCCUGGCCAGACGCUCUCGUGGUUGUUUUUGGGUUACUCUACUCCCUCCAUCUGAACUUCCCCAUAGUCCUGGGCAGCACCUCUGAGUUCAUGCAGAAAGUCUUCCUGAACCUCGACGAUGGAAAACUGAAGCCCAAGCGGCUAGCGCUGAAAAAUGAACUGUUGGCCUAAUUCUGUAGUGAUGAGAUGGAUUUUUACUUUGAGUGACCUCCUAUAUGCGGAGUGAGUGGUUUGAAAACAAUGGUUAUUUUUGUUUGUUUUUUGUGCAGGUAAUGGAUUUGAUAUUGUAUUUCAAUUAACUUAUAACCCUUUUAUGUGAAAGGAAGACACAGGUCAGUCAACACAUUAACUUGCCACAUACAGUCGAUCUGCGACCCAGUUCUCUACCUUUGUUAUACAGCUGCAGAAAACCCCCAAAUGUUUUCUAGAACAUUUCACCUUUGCAGACAUUCCGACUGGCACAAAAUACAUGUUGAUAAAAUGUUUAUUAAAGUGUCUUUACCUGC